Messenger RNA from Strongylocentrotus purpuratus (purple sea urchin), 4563 nucleotides. It is a transcript of the gene pde10a, whose product is annotated as probable 3',5'-cyclic phosphodiesterase pde-5. The transcript is spliced from 28 exons. Bases 1381 to 4509 code for a protein of 1042 amino acids. Lineage: Eukaryota; Metazoa; Echinodermata; Echinoidea; Camarodonta; Strongylocentrotidae. Gene Ontology annotation, biological process: signal transduction; negative regulation of receptor guanylyl cyclase signaling pathway. The record is from RefSeq and is a predicted model, not a curated record. Gene Ontology annotation, molecular function: protein binding; 3',5'-cGMP-stimulated cyclic-nucleotide phosphodiesterase activity.
UCUCUCUCUAUGCAUCUUACUCACUCGCUUCCUACCAUCACUGAUAUAUUUCCCUCUCUUUCUCUUUUUCUCUUUCUCUCUCCCUCUCCAUAAUACUCACUUCGCUUCCAACCAUCGCCGAUAUAUUUCUCUCUCACUUGUAUCAUUAUACGGAAUUAACAGGUCUGGGCUCGUAUCACGGCAACGGCGUGCCGCCUUGAUUGCUUGGGGAUUCUCUAUCCCAUUAAAAUUUGCCUCGUUCAUUGGUGUGCAGAAUUUUUCAUGGUUCAAUUUUGUUCUCCCCGUCUCUCCAUCGGUCAGCUCCGUGUGCGCAGAGUAGUAGGCUCAGUUUGCGUGUGAUCUUGCUAAGGAUAGCUCACAUUAUCGAGUGCCUCUAUAGCUAUAAACUGACUCUCAAAACGGACAUAAUAUUUGACUGCUAGCUACUGGCAUAUCAAAUUCCUUGGCUUACAUCUGUCAUUGACGCCUGAAGUGAUCGGUAAAGCGUGACAAAGUUUGACAGGGUCUUCUAAAAGCCUCAUUGCGUGCCAUCGAUCAAGGAGCAGAUGAUAGAAGCUAUAAAGCCCUGUAAUACGAUUAUUCAUCGUGGAUCUCUGUAAACACACCCCUCUCAUUAGCGACCAUCUUGAUAUCUCAUCAGCUCACACCUCUUGAAGAUCAUCGCAUGCUUAAUUUGACCCGAUGUCCUGAGGUAUCGAGACACAGCCGGCUUGUUUUUCGUGCAUACUCAGGAUGGUGACUAAAUUAUCGCUAAUAUCAUAAUUGAUUUCUGGUUGACUGCCUGUGUCGUGUUACGUCGUGCGGCACGCUUCAACGGUUCCUCAAAAGACUUAACACGCUGAAGUGAUAUGUGGGGCAGUAUCUUUUGUUGUUAGUAGCGUUUAAACAGCUGAGCCCCUGCCAAGUAACGUCAGAAAGCACGAUCGUAUGGAUCUCAUCGUGUGAAAGGAAAGAAAAAGCAAGUUAAUGAAGCAGAAGCCAUUGUCAAUAUGACAUGAAUUUAGACCUAAUAGUAACCUGGUGAGUCGCUAUAUCUUACAACGUGAACAUUAUCAUCUGGCUGGAAUCAGCUAGACAAACACCUUCAUCUAUAUUUGGUCUCGUCCUUCUAUCAAUAAUUUCCAGCAUCUUUGUGUCUCAUCAUUCCCUCACCAAGCUUUGAUCAUAAACCAAGCAUGAAAUGAUUUUGUUUUGAGGAGUAAAGGCAUGCCCAGUCUUUGAAGAAGAGCAAACAUUUCAACUUUCAAAAGUGUUAUUUGUAAAAAGGAAUGAUUAUAGUCGAAGUUAAAGGGUAGACAGUUUAUAAAGUGGUUCCUUUCAAUGGACUGGUUCCCUUGGGGUUGUGAUUUGUACUUAGGGGUCACUGUUAAUUUGAAAUGAAUGUCUCUGACAAAGCGAACAGCGCGUGGCAUCCCCUCCGACUCCAAGCACAAACGUCCCUACCCUUUCUUGGCGCACGCCGGCCGUCACUCCAACAACACCUACUACGCACCCCUGUCAGGGGGCGGUGAUCUUCGCUUCUACCCCCCUCCCGGCACCACCAACCCAACCAAGCUCCGGCAACACCACCACCCGACAAGGACUAAGAUGUCUAAUGCAUCACGGCAGGUGGGGAACCGCAGGCUUCCUCCGCUACCGGCACCGGGUCAGAGCAGACGGACCCAGCCGACGAGCCCCCAUGGGGCAGGGAAGAGCAGUAUUGGGGGAUCUACCUACCAUGGAAGCCAAACGUCUAGCGCUAGAAGCAGAGGUGGUAGCAGUACGUCCAAUCACUCUAGUGUUCGUGUCAGUGUCAGCUAUGACAUGAUCGUCAAAGGUUUGUCGACAUAUGGGAAUGGAUACUCUAAAAACAACAGAAUCAGCCAUUCACAGGCAACAUCAGACCAGACUGGCCAUAUUCCAGAAAAUGUUGCACAAGAACAUAUCCGUCACUACCUAGAUGAAAACCCACAAUUCUUAGAUGACUAUGUCAUCAAUCACGUCAACGCCGAACAGGUAGAGAAAUGGCUGAACAGCAUCCGCAAGAAACCUUCACCGACAACGAGUGCGGGACGAAGCCCACGGCACCAGACGCCAAGUCUGAAGCGACCAACCUUGCAGAGUACAACGUCCACCGUGGGUAUCACUGGACCACUCAACACUAAGUUUGAGGGUACAUUUGCAGGAGAGUCGAUACGAGCCUCACACAGCAAUGCAAGGCAGUGGAAGAGUUCAGCUUUUCAGGAGAGGAGAAAACAGAUGUAUGAUCUUGCUAUUGACAUUCAGACGUACAAUCAUAGAUUAGGUCUCAUCAAUGAACUAGCUGUGUGUAUUGAGGAGAGGAUACAUGCUGAUGGAUAUACACUCUAUGCUGUUACUGGAAACGGCUCAGAAUUGUAUGAAUACAAGAACAAUGAAAAGAGUGAUUCCGGUCAGCGACCUAGCUGGGCAGUGGCUAAAGGUCAGACCAUCACUGGUUAUGUGGCUUACUCCGGUCAAGUGGUCAAUACCAAGGAUCCUACAGGGAACGAACUUCACCCUCACGGUGUGGCAGCACAAAGCGUAACAGCCCACGCAGUCUUGGCUCUUCCAGUAAUCGAACUCACAGAUGAACUUUCAGGAGUGUUGGAGUUCUAUCGGACUGAAGCCAAGGCAUUCUCUACUGAAGAUGAGAUGCAUGCUGACUCUUACUUAUUAUGGGGCACACUUACAGUGCAUUAUGCUCAGUUUGGGAAUGACAAGGACUUUGAUAAAAAGCUGUAUGUAGACAUGAUCAGACAGCGGAAACAGAAUGACUUCCUGCUAGCAGUGACAAAAUCCAUCUUCACAGAUAUUGUCAGUAUGGACAGUGUGAUCAUGAAGAUCAUGAACUUUGCUCAGAAGUUGGUGAAUGCUGACAGGGCUUCACUGUUCCUGGUUGAUAGCAAGAAGAACGAGCUUUAUGCCAGGAUCUUUGACAUUGGUAAUGGCCUUGGUAAUCCCAUGGUGGACAAAGACCAAAAGGAGAUCAGGUUUUCGAUGGCUAAGGGAGUAGCAGGACAUGUGGCAUCCACAGGAGACAUUCUCAACAUCCCUGAUGCAUAUCAAGAUGAGAGAUUUAACAGAGAGGUUGACCUGCAAACUGGAUAUGUCACCAAGACCAUCUUGUGUAUGCCUAUCUACAUCAGAGGAAAUGUGAUAGGUGUAGUUCAGAUGGUAAACAAGAAGCAUGGUCUGUUCACACGAGCGGAUGAACAAGCAUUUGAAACGUUUGCAGUCUACUGUGGUCUGGCAUUGCAUCAUGCAAAGUUGUACGACAAGAUCCGUCGGUCAGAACAGAAGCACAAGGUAGCUCUGGAAGUAUUGAGCUAUCAUGCUAUGUGUGUGGAUAAUGAGUUCAAGGGGCUCAGGAACAUGCCUCUUCCAGACCCUAUGCCUGACAUAGCAAGAUAUGACUUCUCACCUUGGGGUCUGGAUGAAGAAGCCAAACCUCUCUAUGUUCUGUGUAUGUUCAAGGACAUGUUUGAACUUAACAAUCCACCACCCGGCCAUCCUGACCAUCAACAAAGGUUUGACUAUGAUGAGCUGUGUCGUUUCAUCUUAACGGUGAGGAAGAACUACCGCAGAGUGCCCUACCAUAACUGGACCCAUGCCUUCUCCGUCGCUCACAGUGUAUACACCAUGAUCAUGACGGGGCAAGGACAAGUCUUUAAUCCAUUAGAGGCCUUGGCUCUGUUUGUAGCCUGUCUGUGCCAUGAUCUUGAUCAUCGGGGUAAGAACAAUGCUUUCAUGGUGAACACAGCAUCACCGUUAGCAUCCGUCUACUCUACCUCAACCAUGGAACAUCAUCACUUCAACAUGACCAUCACAAUCCUUCAGAAUGAUGGUCAUAACAUCUUCAAGCACCUCUCCUCAGAGGAAUACAAGCAAGUCCUGGGUGAUAUCAGACAUGCUAUCCUAGCUACCGACCUCGCCCUCUUCUUCCCUAACAAAGCCAAGCUCAAGAAGAUUGUGGAGGAGAAGAACUUCUCAUGGGAUAACCAGGAACACAGACAAUGCGUCAAGGCAUUGUCAAUGACGGCAUGCGAUUUAGCCGCAAAUACCAAACCAUGGCACAUUCAGCAACAGACGGUAAAAGUGAUCUUCGAUGAGUUCUACCAACAGGGUGAUGAGGAGAAGGCAGCAGGCAGGAAUCCAAUCCCAAUGAUGGAUAGAGACAGGGCUCAUGAACUUCCAGCCAAUCAGGUAUCGUUUAUCGUUGGUAUCUGUCUGCCGUGCUAUGAUCUCCUGGCCCAGCUAGUGCCUUCAGCCAAGCCGAUGUAUGAAGGAGCAGCGAAGAAUCUUCAGAACUGGUCUGCACUGGUUGCCAAGCAGAAAUCUGAAGAAGAAGAUAAGAAGCCCGGGGAUGAAGAGGGCAAGACAGAUGGAGACGAGAAGAAGGAGGAGAAGAAGCCAGAUAAGCCAGCUCCUCCUGCUAAAGCCCCUCCUCCAUCUCCUAAAACCAGUAGCAUCCCUAAAGAAGUACUGGAGAGUGAUGAUGGCCUGGAGUAGAUCCUGUUCCAACGGAAAGCAUCUAUUUGAAUACAUCCACACCCUAAGCUUAGA